Messenger RNA from Aaosphaeria arxii CBS 175.79, 1415 nucleotides. RefSeq lists its product as uncharacterized. Gene Ontology annotation, molecular function: zinc ion binding; DNA-binding transcription factor activity, RNA polymerase II-specific. NCBI's taxonomy places the organism in Eukaryota, Fungi, Ascomycota, Dothideomycetes, Pleosporales. Bases 99 to 1415 code for a protein of 438 amino acids. The transcript has 2 exons. The record is from RefSeq and is a predicted model, not a curated record. Gene Ontology annotation, biological process: regulation of transcription by RNA polymerase II.
ACCUCGAAUUUUCGCAUUCUCGUAACAUCAACUUGCGCCCCAAAGCAGACAAUCUGAGCGACCAUCUGAUCAAUGGCAUCAUUUGCUGUAAUCACAAGAUGCAAAUGACCCUUGUCUCCUCGAGGAAAGGACACCGAAAGUCAAGGCACGGCUGCAUUUGUUGCAAGAGCCGGAGGGUGAAAUGUGACGAGGCCAGACCUUCAUGCGCCAACUGUAUACGCUUUGGGAUCCCUUGCCAUUUCCCAAAUGCAGGAGGAAAUGAUCAGACCGCUGCUAACAGAGGUAGCCAGGGAAUCGGGUUGAAAUUGCAGCCGCCUCCACAACUGCCUGGAAUCCGUGAGCGUGGGCGAGGUCGACCUCGGCGCAAUUGGGCCGCUCUUUUCCACACUGUCGAUUCCAGAGAGGUAGCCAUCGUAUCCCAUGUCCCUCAUGCUCUCCAAUUACAACCUCAGCAGGACCUCUCAUUGAAUAGUACACAGGCUGAGCUACUCCAUCAAUUCAUCCUCUUUACAGGGCCCAGUCUUGCAGGCACCGACAGCCGCGAUGAUCCUAUUGCCCACUUUUGGUCACACAACGCUCCGAGGCUUGGGCUUGCGACACCUUCUAUUCUAUAUUUAUCUUGUUCACUGUCAGCCUAUCACCUUAUACAUCUUGGAACCGGAGACGAAAGGUCACAUUGCCGCUAUCGUUCUCUUGCCCAGCUUUACAGUGCACGCGGUCUAGCAGAAUUAAACAAGGAGCUUCCCCACAUAAACAACCAGAAUUGCGGGGCGCUCUACGUUUCUGCCGUGCUUUUCUGUCUCAACACCUUUGCUGCGGGUCCAACGAGCCUGAGCGACUUACUCAUUUGCGAUUCAGGUGGAGGCACAAGUGGACGGUGGAUGUCCUUAGCCACUGGCGUACGGCUCAUUCGGUCGACCUUUGCACCUUCUAUAUUAUUUUCAGGGCUCACGAAACCCCUGGAUUCCGGAGAACCCCCUGAAGAUUCCCUCCCGACUUGCGCUGUCGAAGGAUUCCGGAGAAUUGACUGGAUGUCUUCUCUGGAUAAACUUUGUGAAUUUGUUACGUCCAACCAAACCAACACUGAGCGUACAUCUACCUGCCUCUCUGCUCUUAAAGGCGUGAGGAACAUAUAUGAAGCUACGUAUGGUAACGAAUGUGGUAUCAAUACCGGCUCAGCUAUACAGAAAAUGGUUCUCAUUUGGCUGUACUUUAUGAAUGACGAAUUUGUCACACUUGUACGAAAAGCGGAUAUGAAGGCGCUACUUGUGCUGGCGUACUAUGCGCCGUUGCUCAAUACAAUAAGCAGAGCUUGGUUCUUGGAUGGUUGGGCGAAGCAUCUUAUAGAAGAAUAUCGACGUUGGCUCGAAUGGCCCAUGAAAGUCGAAGAAUCGAUCAGAUGCGUUGUCACUUAG